Molecule: messenger RNA, 3379 nt
Organism: Capra hircus (goat)
Lineage: Eukaryota; Metazoa; Chordata; Mammalia; Artiodactyla; Bovidae
Gene: SRSF3
Product: serine and arginine rich splicing factor 3
Exons: 6
Coding region: 137-631 (164 amino acids)
Biological process (GO): mRNA splicing, via spliceosome
Cellular component (GO): nuclear speck
Molecular function (GO): RNA binding
Source: RefSeq, a predicted model, not a curated record
AGACGGCUGUGGUCCGCCAUUUCGUGGACGCCGGGUGUGCUAGAGCAUCCGGGGACGCCGGACGGGAGGGGACCGGGAAGACCUAGCCUAGGUUCUGUGGAUUUGGACCUCCGCAUUUCUAACCCAAGAUCUCGAAAUGCAUCGUGAUUCCUGUCCAUUGGACUGUAAAGUUUAUGUAGGUAAUCUUGGAAACAAUGGUAACAAGACUGAAUUGGAACGAGCUUUUGGCUAUUAUGGACCACUCCGAAGUGUGUGGGUUGCUAGAAACCCUCCCGGCUUUGCUUUUGUUGAAUUUGAAGAUCCCCGAGACGCAGCUGAUGCUGUCCGAGAGCUAGAUGGGAGAACACUCUGUGGCUGCCGAGUAAGAGUGGAACUAUCGAAUGGUGAAAAGAGAAGUCGUAAUCGUGGCCCACCUCCUUCUUGGGGUCGUCGCCCUCGAGAUGAUUAUCGGAGGAGGAGUCCUCCACCUCGACGCAGAUCUCCAAGACGGAGAAGCUUCUCCCGCAGCCGGAGCAGGUCCCUUUCUAGAGAUAGGAGAAGAGAGAGAUCACUGUCCCGGGAGAGAAAUCACAAGCCGUCCCGAUCUUUCUCUAGGUCUCGUAGCCGAUCUAGGUCAAAUGAAAGGAAAUAGAAGACCAGUUUGCAAGAGGAGUGGUGUACAGGAAAUAACUUCAUUUGACAGGAGUAUGUACAGAAAAUUCAAGUUUUGUUUGAGACUUCAUAAGCUUGGUGCAUUUUUAAAAUGUUUUAGCUGUUCACAUUUGUUUGUCUGUUGGAACAGUGACACAAAGGUAAUUCUCUUAUGGUUUGAAAUGGAUCAUAUGAGGCAUGUAAUAUCAAGAAUUGUUACUUUACAAUGUUCCCUUAAGCAAAAUUUAAUUUGCUUUGAAUUUUAGUCUUGCAUAGGCUGAAAAUAAACCUCUUAACUCCUGCCCAGCUAAAAUCGAUGUUUAACAUUAUGGAAAUAAAAACUGGCAAAAAUUGAAAGGUUUUCUUUCAACAUAGCUGGGAUAUGGUAUGCAGCUGUAGUUAAGCAGUUUUUAAAAGCUGCUGUGAACUCAAAAGCCAGCUGGAAAAAUUAAAGCUGCACCCUUAAACUAGAUUAGAGGUUUAAAAAUCCCACUAGUCUUCACACUGGACAAAUUGUUGUCCAGUUGGUGUAGAAUCUAAGAAGUUUCAAGGAAGUUAGUUUACCUUUGCUUUAGGUUGUAAGUUCCUUCUGUGAUUGCUGUAUAUGAGUACAUAGCUCUUUGUAACGUUCUUUAUUUGGAAAUAUGAGACUACUCAAGAUAACAAAUGUCCUGCCAGUUUAAGGGUACAUUGUAGAGCUGAACUGAGUUGUGCAAGAUUCUUUUUUCAUGCUGUCAUUUGUAAUAUGUUUUGUGAAAAUCCUUGGGAUUAAAGUUUUGGUUACAAAUUGUUGUUUAACCUGAAAGCCUGUUUUUCCUUGCAAAACUAAAAUCUGAGCUUGGUACCAAGUCCAGGUGUAACAUUCCUAUUGGAAGCCAUACUUAUAUUUUCUUGUAAAGUGCUUUUGAAAAUAAAAUAUAAGCAUAAUUGUAAUAGUUGAACCCACUAUUACCAUAGUUCUUGUCCCACAGAAGGCAGUUGGUUACACAAAUCUUAUUUUUUAAGAAAUACAUUCGAGGCUUUUGAGGUGAAGGGACUUACUGGUUGUCCAUCUAAGUGAUACAUUUUUAGGAGCAGAAGCCAGUUUAAAGUCCAUGAUAUUCAGUGACCAACGUUUUGAAGUAUAGCCACCUGAUACAUUAUAAUCCAAAGUUGCCAGUGAAAAAAAAAGCUUUUAAUCACUAGCAUGAAAACGUUCCACGGAGCUUUAAAAAUUGCUUCCAUUUUAUAUAAUUUGAGGUGUUGCAUGGGAAUUCUAAAUUGAUCCAUCAUUAUGUGAAAUUCACUACAUGGUUCAAAUGUAACAGUGCAGAAUUGAAAUAUGGAGGCAUGCAUAAUCUUCCUCUUAGAUAUCUAGAGGAGUUGUAAUUUCAAACUUCUGUGCAAUUAGAUUAAAUCAUAAUGCAACAGUCUUGUGGCUUAGUUUCCUUAAAUGUGCUAUUUAAAGAUAGUUGUGGAUUGUGCUGUACUGACUUUUCUUUAACAUGAAAGACAAGUCAUUGUGUUAAUCUAUAAGGAUGUUUUAUAAGAAAUUCAUCCUAAACAAGUUAAUUUCCAGUGGUCCUUCUUAACCUUUCACGAAAGCGUCAAGGGAGAAGAGUCCUGGGUAUCACAGGGGAAAACUGGUGUCAGUGGAGUUUAGUAUGAUCCUUGCUGGCAGAAGACAUUUGUAAAACUGCUUAUUUAGUACUGAGAGCUCAGGCUUUGGGCCUUCUGGCCUUUCAUAAUGAGCUUAAAAACUGUUGGGAUCAAGCAAGGCAAGAUAGCUACUGAUUCGUGGAAGUAAUUUGGUACAUCAGUAUUACACUGCUCUUACAGUGAACAUGGAUGUUUUUGACAGUAUGCAACUUGCAGAGUCUUAAAUUGGGCUUCUGUAAAAAAGGAAAGAUGAUAGCUACAAAGUGGCCAAUACAGAUCUAAUAUAAAGUUAACUCGGGUUUAUCCUUAGGAUCCAAAUUUGCAGUCACUUUAACCAGAAGCCUUAGCACAGUUCUGUGGCUUGUUAAAAAAUACGGAAGGUAGAAAUUAUUCAAACUUUGUAUUCUACAUUUACAUUGUGGCUUUUUAAAAGUUCUCUGUAGUUAACUAAUUUCUGAAAUUACAAGUCCCAUUGGCCAGUGUCUUGGAUUCUCAGCUGAAUAUUAUACUGAAAGCAGUCACAGAAACUUUUGACUUGUGAUGUAAUGAUUACAGGUGUUCACUAGAGGUCACUGUUAAUACUUGGUGAUAACUUAAGGAACAUAUCUAAGGGUUAUAGUUUUUAUUUUUGCAGGAAUAGUUAAUUCUGUUGUUCUCAAUCCAUUGUGGGUUACUUCUGAUCUCCAUGUCUUAAGCAGAAAGAGAAGUUUUAAUUUUAUGAGAUACAGAUACCUUUUACCAACUAUUUCUAUGUUUUUCUACAGUUCCAUAAAAGAUAAUGUGAUCAGUAGAUGGCAUCACCACCAUUUUAGUUAAACUCACCCAUAUUUGGAUGGAAAAGUCCUGGUUGCUUUUUAUUGAAGCGUCGUGGUUCAUAUUUCUGCAGUGCUUUAUCAGGAAUGAUAUUUUCCAGGUCUACUGAUUGAUUUUUCCAUCCCUGGGUUAUAUAAGAACCACUGGUGUAGUACUUUAUAUUAAUGUGCUUUCAUUUUCAGAAUCCGAAACAUGAUUUAGUUGUCAGAUCUGGUUGGUGGCAAUGUCUUCCAGUUGUAUAUUUUUGUACUAGACUGUUGCCUUCUGGUUUUUUUUUUUUUUUUUUUUUUUUUUUUUU